CUUUUACAAAUACCAACUAGGGAGUACAGGAAGUGCGAACAAGAUUAACAACAAGAAGAUGGUACAAGACCUUCAUAUUACUCGACUAUUUACCAGCUUUUCAGUAGCUUUGCCAUGUCUGCCUGAUUAGACGAUGGCCACCACAUGCCAUUCAGGAUGGAUGCCAUGGAAUAUGUUUCCUCAUCAAAGAUGCCAGUUAGCCGAUUUCACCCUUAUCAUGGACAAAACAUAAGCCUAUCUCAAGACAACAUGGUGGCGUUUAGAGAAACAAGUUUUGCACAUGCUUUGACUUUUAGUGAAAAGCCAUUGAAACCAGGAGAAAUAUUUCUUGUUGAAAUCGAGAAAAACGAACGAGGAUGGAGUGGUCACCUACGAAUAGGCCUAACUCAGUUUAACCCGUGUCAGCGAUUUGAACUUCCUCAGUAUGCACUGCCGGACUUGGCAAAUAUGGGUAAAUCGUGGAUUUUUGCCGUGACAAAGACACACAACCGAGUCUACACUGACAACCCUGACGACCCCAACUCUCAGCCUUAUCAGUCUGUGUUGGGAUGCUCAGAGGUGAUACACACGCCCCUCGGCGCCAUCAGUCGCAGCAUGUUGCUGCCGCUGAACCGACUUCACCGAGGCAUCGGUGGUGACUGUAAUUGUGUAGCGGAGGACAAGUGUCGGAAUAGUAUACUGCCUACAGACGUGGGGAGCCGUAUAGGAAUCAUGUACAAAGUUAAGGACAGUUCAGCUGAUAUGCACUUUAUAAUUAAUGGCGAGGACCAGGGCCCAUCUGCUCGUGGGAUUCCUUUCCGGGAUGGACCAAUAUACGCUGUAGUCGAUGUGUAUGGUACAACCAAACAAGUUAGAAUUGUUCAGUUAUAUGGAGUGACCUCCCUCCAGAAUGCUUGUAGAGACCUUAUUCUCCAGAUGAUCCGGAAAGAAGAUGUCAGUCGAUUGCCUUUACCGCGAAAAAUAGUCCAGUUUCUGCGCUACGAGAUAUAAAAGCACAUGUGGUGUUUGAUGAUUGUAUAAGCAAUACUAUUUUCAUCCAACCCAAGAGGUUACAGAUGACCCAAGUGCUGUUGUUACUAUGGUUACCAUAAUCAUGUUAUGUUAUUGUAUUGGUCCUGGUUGUUUGGCUGUUGCAAUAUGUUGUUUUACCUUAAGCAAGACUGAGAAUAUCUGAUAUAUUGUGGCUGAAUGAAUGACUUCAUGUGUCCUGUCUCUCGUCAUUAAGUGUGUUCAAGGCCUGUCCAAUAGGUUCAGUUAAAUUAUUCUAUGAAUGAGAGAUGUAACGAUACGGCGAGGCAGCGAUACAAGAUACAUAUCCCCAUAAUAUGGGUGCGAUACGAUUUGUAUCCAAAUACAUUACUUUUCUUUCCCGAAGUUACUUUUUUCUUCCUUUUUGCAGGUUUUACACCUCCUUGAAUCAUUUCUUUUCAAAUUACCGACAGCAAAGAUGUAUAUUGUCGGGGAGAAACAUAUAAGCUUAGAGACACUGUGCAGAUUCUACUAUUCAUAGCCAACCAGGAGAUACUAGAGAAUCUGCACUGAUUUGUAAACUGAUUUUUCUCAUGUUUGUGUAUCAAUACAACUGGUAAUGAAUUGUAUGUUUUGUGAUACUGGAGUGGUAAAUCGAUGUAUUGUAUCGAGAGCCUUGUGUUGCGAUACAGUACUGUAUUCACGUAUCAUAACACCACUACUGAGAACUACUAGGAGGUUAAAUAAUUUCCUUCUAGUCACAAAAUAAGAUAAUAAAGAAUUGAUAAGGGGCAAUGAAUAACAAAUAUGAUUAGAACCAUUUCUGACAUGUAAAUGAGAACUUAGUUGAAAGAUGUUUUUAGUUGUUAUGAAUGGUUCGAGCAUUUGGGUACUUGCAUUUUUUGGACUUAUAAGAACAACAGAUCAGACCUAUGGUGAAGACUGUGUCAAACAGGCUAUCUAACUGAUUUCAUGGAGUGUUUUUCUAAUUUAUGAACAUAAGCAGGUCAUUGACCUAUGCUGAUUUUCUUGAGAGAGAUAGAAACUGUUAAUGUCACUUCACAUAUUUGGGUUAAAUUUUCGUUAUGAGUCACAGACUUGUUCAGUCAGAUUUUCUUGAAUUUUUUUGUAUGAUCGACCUAUUUUACUCUUUUAGUGUCUAUCUGAAGAUGUCAUAUGUCGAACAAAAGGAAAGUUGGUCACACAACCAUCAAACAUGGUUGAUAACUUACCCAAAAACUCAAAAAACCCACUUUCCUUAACUUUGUAAUAUCACCUGUACAAAAAGGGCACUAACUUAUACCAUGUUUAAGUUAUUUAUGAUGUAUGGAUUAAGAUUAUUAUAAGAAACUGCUUAUAUUUUAUUAUUUUGUCAGGUUUUGUAAACUCUCGAUGACUCCGGAUGGAUAGUGUUUGUUUAUUACAGUUGCAGAAUACUUUACGAGAUAGAAUAAUUACGAUAGUAAUAGUACCAUUUGAGGGGAUCAUCUGGAUUUUUGGAAUGUUUUAUAAUUUACAUUAAUCCCUAGAUCCCAAAUUCAGUCCAGACCAGCUGGAAUUUUACAAUCAAUGUUUUCUAGGAUGACAAUCGCUGUUCAGACAACUACUGCUGAAAACUGAAAAGGUUCUAUCAUAGAAUGCAUCCAUCUUGACAUGAAUCUUGAUAGGUUGUUUGGUACUAUAGUAUUUAUUUUAGUGCAGUAGGGUACUUUUAGACAUCUUGUAAUGGCGGAACUCUGUCCACCAAAGAACCAGGACCCUAGGUGGUGAAUGUUGAAGAAUUUCCAUGAAAUAUCUGUGCACUGUCCCUCUCCAAGUUGAAAGUGUCAAUGGUGUCACAAGUGAAAGGUUGUAAUUGAAAAAUUACAAAUGCAUAUAAAUAUC
Molecule: messenger RNA, 2853 nt
Organism: Haliotis rubra (blacklip abalone)
Lineage: Eukaryota; Metazoa; Mollusca; Gastropoda; Lepetellida; Haliotidae
Product: neuralized-like protein 2
Exons: 4
Coding region: 145-990 (281 amino acids)
Biological process (GO): intracellular signal transduction
Molecular function (GO): ubiquitin protein ligase activity
Source: RefSeq, a predicted model, not a curated record